Molecule: messenger RNA, 1470 nt
Organism: Torulaspora globosa
Lineage: Eukaryota; Fungi; Ascomycota; Saccharomycetes; Saccharomycetales; Saccharomycetaceae
Gene: FOB1
Product: replication fork barrier binding protein FOB1
Exons: 1
Coding region: 1-1470 (489 amino acids)
Molecular function (GO): nucleic acid binding
Source: RefSeq, a predicted model, not a curated record
AUGGUUGCUGAAAGGCUGUCAAGAUUAGGACGCAGAAAUAUCCUAUUUGAUGACCCGGUUCAUGAUGAAGAAGAUGAAAUGCUGGAUGAUUCUUUGGAAGAGGACGCAAAAACCCAAUUUUUGUUCCCUACAGUUGGAGAAUCAUAUAAAGGAUAUACUCACUCUUAUAUGAAUAUGGGACUUCUGGAAAGAGGUGAAAAAGAUGUCCUCAAGUUUCAGGAAUCGAUAAACGGUCAAGUUCUCCAGCCGAUCUACGAAUUGAUUCGAACUAAUACUCUGACACCGGAAACGUUAGUAUCUCAUAGUGAUAAAUGGUCCAAAGAAAAUGCGGACUUCAAGUAUAUGUCUUUAAAGAGACGCUACUAUGUCGACACAAAGCAAGUUGUGCGAGAUCGAAGAAAAAAUGACCGAAUAGUUUGCGAACCGGUCUGUAUAUUUGACCUUCUCAUGUGUGCUCAUCUGAUGAAUAACCAUAUGAGUUAUAGACAUUUACAUCAACAUCUUAAUGAAGUUUACUCGAAUAUUACGCGAGAGUUUGCUCAAUUGGCCGUGAGAUAUUGUUCCGUUUGCAAUCAAGAUCAAAGCUUGAAGCCAAUCGAGAAAUACAGGCAUAAGAAUAUGUUCAAAGGGUUGCUGCCAUUGGAAAGAGUGCAUUUGGAGAUCUUCGAGCCCUUCGAUGGUGAAGUAAUAGCGAACAAGUACUCUCAUGUGCUUUACUGCAGGGACUACCACACAAGAUUUAUAUGGCUGCAGCCUUUAAAAAACGCCAGCUUCAAGCAUUUAGUCUCUGCAAUAAGUCGUUUUCUCCUGAGUAUGGUACGAUUGCCUGUGUACCUCGAGUCGAGCACACUGGAUAAGCAAGACUUGUUCGAUAUCUGCGAAGCCUUAUGUGGGAAAUAUGGGCUAAAACUGGGACUUGGCGUCAACAAUUCGUCCCAAUUUCAUGCGAACGGGAUAAGGAGGAUAAAAAAACUGCUAAACGAACACAAAGAUGACUGUCUUUCCGAUUGGAAUAAUUGCCUGAAAUACGGUCCAUAUUACCUUAACAGGGCUCAUAAUACCUUGGCGGUUGGUAUACCCAGUGAUUUGCUUUACAGUUGCCAUCUUAAGAGCUCUAAAGCGUUCAGUUUGAAGCAGGAAAAGGUUAUCGACGAAUCCUCUGCAGAGAACGUGGUUCAUAUAAAAAAAGGUCUCAUAUACUUGGAAAGCAAGGAUGCUCAACACACAGAUGAAGAUGAGUCGGACGUAGAAGAAGAAGAUUUUUCCGAUUGUGAACAAUCCGUUGUCCCUUCAGACUUGGCUGCGUGGGGCCACAGGCGCGAGAACAGUCCCACCACUGUGCAAGAUGAACCAAUGGGCGACCUGCAUCCCAGCUCUGAGAUUUCGGAGCCCUCAACAUCAUUCUAUGAUGAACUGAUCUCGCCGUCGAAAAAAAGACUUAGGCUGGCACCUAAGGUCGAAACAGCAUAA